AUGGCUAUUGAUGCAAGACAGGAAUUCCUCAAUCGGGCGGCUGACGCGCUCGCCGCCAGCCCCUCCACGUCGUCUCAUCUCCUGGCACUGCACACCCAGCUUCUUCACGAGAAUUCCAAGGCAUUGAAUACUAAGCAGAAGAAAGAAUACUGUGGCGCCUGUGGAAGCCUUAGAAAACCUCAAUGGACUAGAGUCACUGAUAUCAAACCCAAAAGAAUCAAAGCGUCAAGCGCGUCUACGCCUUCCGCGUCUGUGGCCACCGUCUACAAGUGUCUACGCUGUCGCAAACGUACCGUGCUUGGGUCCAAGAAGAAGACUGCUCCCAAAUCUCUACGACACGCUGCUGCUAAGGCAUCUACUAAAGGUCCAACUCUUGAUACCAAGGGCGAGACACAGGCAGCAACCGAUCCCACCAAGUCAGUCGAUAACCAAAACAGCAAGAAGAGAGCCAAGGCACGCAAACAAGGUGGCCUUCAAGCGCUUUUGGCCUCGAAGAAAAGCGCGCAGCCUUCUCUUGAUCUGUUCGACUUCCUGCAGUGA
Messenger RNA from Penicillium canescens, 540 nucleotides. RefSeq names its product ribonuclease P Rpr2/Rpp21/SNM1 subunit. The record is from RefSeq and is a predicted model, not a curated record. The transcript has a single exon. The coding region runs from base 1 to 540 and encodes 179 amino acids. Gene Ontology annotation, biological process: RNA processing. NCBI's taxonomy places the organism in Eukaryota, Fungi, Ascomycota, Eurotiomycetes, Eurotiales, Aspergillaceae.